This is a messenger RNA of Seminavis robusta, 1798 nucleotides long. NCBI's taxonomy places the organism in Eukaryota, Bacillariophyta, Bacillariophyceae, Naviculales, Naviculaceae. The record is from the annotation of a GenBank genome assembly.
AUCUCUGUACCUUUGAGUACCGCUUCCAAUUUGUUAAGUCUUUCGCCGAACAGGUGGAGACUUGAAGGAUCGGCAACAACAGCAAACUUACUUCAUGAGCAUGCACUUCUUUUCUUCGACUUGGAAGGAGAGCAAGGUUGUUUCUAUAGCAAGUCUUUGCUACUAAGCAAGCAAUCAAGAACCAAGAGAUCUAUCUACUGUAUCUAUCUAUCUAUUGUUGAUAGCGUCUGACUGCAUCUUUUAGUUAAGCAGCAAACAGCAACAAACAGCACACUACGUCGUACAAAGAAGAAAGAAGAAUGAGUCCCCGAUUUCUUUGGCUCUUGGCCGUUACCACCACCACCUGUGCGGCCUUUCAAUUGCCCACUACCAGCACGCAGCUUCGACAACCACAGCAGCAACAUGGUCGUCAUCAUGAUGCUGCUCCACUCUCCAUGAUUCGAAAGUCCAAAAAGGGAUCCAGUAAAUCCAAGAAACGCACCAGCAGUGGAGGAGGCUUUGGAUCUUCUUCUUCGACUUCCACAGCCACUGCUGCUACCGGUACAACCACUGCCGGGAGUCCUCCUGCAUGGGCGUCUCGAUUUCCCUUUGCGGGAACGGUCCGACCGGGUGCGCAAACCCCGCAAAAGAUUGUUGUGGACGAAUCGAUUGUCAAACCCGACUAUGCGUUAGAUGGACGUCCCAAAAAUGCCCGACCCAUGCUCCCCUGGGUCAUUGAAGUCAAGACCGAAGCCGAAAUUGAAAAGAUGAGGGCUGCCGGACGAUUGGCACGAAAAGCACUCGAUCUGGCAGGACGAGCUGUCAAGCCGGGUGUGACGACCCAGGAAAUUGAUGAAAUCGUUCAUCAAUGUACCAUUGAUGCCGGAGCGUAUCCGUCACCAUUGAACUAUCAUGGCUUUCCAUGUUCCUGUUGUACCAGUGUCAACGAAGUCAUUUGUCAUGGAAUUCCAGAUGAUCGUCCCCUACAAGAAGGGGAUAUCAUCAACCUCGAUAUCACCGUAUACCUCAAUGGAUUCCAUGGCGAUUGCUCCGAAAUGUUCUACGUCGGGAACGAGGCUGAUGCCGAUGACGCUACUAAAAAUCUACUACAGACCACGUACGAUUGCUGGAUUAAAGCUUGCAACUUUGUCCAACCCGGGAACGAUUACAAGGACAUUGGCGCCAUUAUCGAAGAUCACGUCGAAGAACGCGGAUUUACCACCGUCCGCAACUUUUGCGGACACGGCAUUGGAUCCGUCUUUCACACCAACCCCAAUAUACUCCAUUAUCGAAACAACGAACCCAACGGACGCAUGGCACAUGGACACACGUUUACCAUUGAACCCAUGAUUUGCGAAGGAUCCGCCAAGCCACUCAGUUGGCCCGAUGAUUGGACCGCGACGACAGUCGAUGGACGUCGAUCGGCACAAUUCGAACACACAUUGCUUGUGACGUCCGAUGGAGGCGUCGAAGCCUUGACGGGAAAAACCGCCGACUCGCCGUUGCAUUUCUGGGAACGCGAAUCGGAGAUUCAUCGGGGCGCGUGGUUGGGAACGUCGCCCGCCGCCAAGGCCCGCAUGGAAGAAAUCAAUGCCGAAUUAUUGAAGCAAGAAGAAGAACCACAACCACAACAAGAACAACAGUAGUCAGCUGGCUACAGUACGUUAGAUAGCUAGCCAGCCAGCCUUUUGUCAAUAUUAUUACUAUCGAUAAAAAGUAGUGGAUUGCUACUUUUUGGAACGUGUCUAAACGAACAAUUACACUGGUUGUACAUGUAGACAGAGGUGAAGAUCUUAGUAGAAACACGGAAAAACCAGCA